Messenger RNA from Pseudo-nitzschia multistriata, 1335 nucleotides. NCBI's taxonomy places the organism in Eukaryota, Bacillariophyta, Bacillariophyceae, Bacillariales, Bacillariaceae. The record is from the annotation of a GenBank genome assembly.
AUUCAAUUGCAUGACACCAGAAUAUUUUAAUCCCAACCCCUUCCUUCCUGCAAUUCUUUGUGAUAAGCACACAUCUUUCGAAAACAUGGUGUUCAUACCUUAUUGAAUAAAAACGAGAUAACUAUUAUCGAAAGAAAAUGAAGAUUACUCUUUGUUUCCUAUUCUUGUUCUUCUUACUUUAUCAACGAACUCACGGUUUACCUGCUGGAUUCCGUGAUGAAGGCGUUACUUUCAGGUCGGGAACGACAGGUUUCGCCUUCGUUCCAACAGGGGAGGGAGAAUCAAUUCUAUUGCUUUGCCAGCGGAAAGGAAAAGUUUUUGCGCUCCUUGAUCCCGACAAUCCAGAUGGAAAAUUGUUAGAAAUUCUUGACAUACAAGAUAGGGUAUGUAGCCAAGGAGAGCGAGGAGUUUCCCAAGUACAGCCCCACCCGAACUUUCUCCAGAAUAGAUACGUCUAUCUUACGUACACGUACGAUAAGCAUGGUGGAUGCGAAUUCAGCGAUGUUAACGGUCCUGUGAAUGUGGUGUCUCGAUUCCGGCUCGAUGACGAUCUGAAAAUGGUGGAUGAAAAAAUAAUCCUGCAAACGAGCCCUUUGCCAACUAAAGUUCACAAUGCUCUUGAUAUGAAAUUCGGAAAUGAUGGAUAUCUGUAUGUUACGUUCGGAAAUGGGGGAAAGUCAAACGAAUAUCAAAACAGUCAAAAGUCAAAUACGUUGCUUGGAUCUCUCGUUCGGAUCACAGACGAUGGUGGUAUCCCUCCCGACAAUCCCUUUACGGAGGAUGACGAUCGACAAUGUGGUAGCGAUGGGUCAACAUCUUCAUCAGGAAGAUGUUCCGAAAUUUGGAGCAUAGGACUUCGCAAUCCCUUCCGGCUUGCCAUGAAUCCCAACGAAAAAGACUUCACACAAUUCUAUGUAAACGACGUUGGAGGAGCAACUUGGGAGGAAAUUUCGGAAGUAACGUCGAAAGCACCGGGGAAAAACUAUGGGUACAGGGAAAUGGAAGGCCCGUGUAGACGUGGGAGCAAAACCGAUUGCAAACCAAACGAGAAGUACGAAGAUCCCCUCUAUUGGUAUGAACACAACGAUGAGGGUGACGGGUGCGUCAGUGGUGGGGCUUUUGUUCCCAAUGGGAUUUGGCCAGAGGAAUACGACAACAAAUACAUGUUUGCUGAUUUCAUCUUCAAGAAGAUAUUCUUUCUCUCGGAAAAUGGGGAUGGUUGUCGCGAGUGCUCUCCUCCACGUCCCGCUUUCGAUCGAGAAUCAUUCAAGAGCACCAGUGAUACUGGGCAACCCGUACAGGUAUGAGCUACGACUUCGACAGGCUUCAUUUGCC